CCCAGUCGGAGCAGAGCAGCGCCGCCAGUCCGCCUCACUUGCUGAGCCGAGCGGUACCGGCUGGGCGCUGUGGAGACAACAUGAACGAGGGCGCCAGGUUCGGGCUCUGUGGACCGCAGCGCGCCGUGGACCGGACCGGGGGGACCUGUUAGUGCUAGUAGUGGACAAGUGGACGCUGUUGGAGUGGAGGGAAAGGAUUGGUGACUUUUCUUUUGCUUCUUAUUUUUUCUCCUCAUUGACGCCAAAGUGGUGCACAGGAGAGAGGAGGCGUGUGGAUGAUUUCCAAAGUACUUUUGGGGAGUUUUUUUUUAAAAUCUGGAAUUCCAAGCGGGGACACCUGAAGACAUCAAGCCUGAACAGUGAAGGACGUACAUUGGGUCGGAAGAGAGAUUCUCUCGGCGUCCCCGGGCCGCCGUUCCGCCAGACGUCAUGCGAAUGGAGGAUGUCGCCUGAGUCGGGCCUCGCCACUCUGCGCCUUGCCUCGCCGCCCGGAGGGAUGGCGGCCGCGUUGCGCUCGCUCUGGCUUUGUGUCCUGCUGCCCGUCUGCGUGGUGGCGGCCAGGCUUCCCAUCGCCGAGCCCACAGAUGCUGUGUCCAGCGAGGCGGCUUUCCUGGAGGACUUUGUUCUUGGCGUGGGGGACACCCUGGAAAUGUCAUGUGACCCGGAGGGCUCCUCUUCCUCGCCCUCCCGGCCGGUGGUCUGGUAUAAAGAUGGCGGCGGGAUGGUGUCUAGCAACCGCACACGAGUGGGCCAUAGGAUGCUGCGCAUCAUCAACGUGUCGUACGAGGACUCGGGUGUGUACGCCUGUCGACUCGCCCUCAGCAACAAGCUGCUCAGCAACUACACCAUCAGAGUGACAGAUUCUCUGUCGUCCGGCGAUGACGAAGAUUACGAUGAGGAUCCAGAAGAUGCAGGUAAUGACAAUGAAGCGCCGUACUGGAUCAGGCCGGACCGGAUGGACAAGAAGCUUCUAGCAGUGCCGGCUGCCAACACCGUCAAGUUCCGGUGCGCCGCGUCCGGCAACCCGACGCCGAGCAUCCACUGGCUGAAGAACGGCAAAGAGUUCAAGGGGGAGCAGCGCAUGGGCGGCAUCAAGCUGCGGCACCAGCAGUGGAGUCUGGUGAUGGAGAGUGCCGUGCCAUCGGACCGUGGGAACUACACGUGCGUGGUGCACAACAAGUACGGCACCAUCACGCACACCUACCAGCUGGAUGUGCUCGAGCGCUCGCCUCACAGGCCCAUUCUGCAGGCCGGCCUCCCCGCCAAUCAGACGGUGGUGGUGGGCAACGACGUGGAGUUCCACUGUAAAGUCUACAGUGAUGCUCAGCCGCACAUCCAGUGGCUCAAACACAUCGAGGUCAACGGCAGCCGCUACGGCCCCGACGGCGUCCCUUACGUCAGCAUUCUGAAGAGUGUUGUCAGCCAGAGCACCGAGGCCCGGCUCGCUCUCAAACUGUCCAAUGUGACAGACAAAGACGCCGGCAAGUACUGGUGCCGUGCUACUAACUUUGUAGGCAAGUCGGAAAACGCAUUCUGGCUGAAAAUACGCCAAGAAGUGAGUCCGGAGAAAGAGGACUAUUACGCCGACAUCCUCAUCUACGUGACGGGAUGCGUGCUCUUCAUCCUGGCUGUGGUCAUCGUGGUUCUCUGUCGCAUGAGGAUGACCACGCAGAAGACGCUGCCCACGCCGCCCGUGCAAAAGCUGUCCAAGUUCCCCCUCAAGAGACAGCAGGUGUCCUUGGAUUCCAACUCCUCCAUGAACUCCAACACGCCGCUGGUCAGGAUCGCCCGCCUGUCGUCCAGCGACGGACCCAUGUUGGCCAACGUCUCUGAGCUGGAGCUGCCCUCUGACCCCAAGUGGGAGUUUCCUCGAGCCCGGCUGACUUUGGGCAAACCGCUGGGCGAGGGCUGUUUCGGUCAGGUGGUGAUGGCCGAGGCUAUUGGCAUCGACAAGGAGAAGCCCAACAAACCGUUAACUGUUGCUGUGAAAAUGCUGAAGGAUGAUGCCACGGAUAAAGAUCUGUCAGAUCUAGUGUCAGAGAUGGAGAUGAUGAAGAUGAUCGGAAAGCACAAAAACAUCAUCAACCUGCUGGGAGCCUGCACACAGGACGGUCCGCUCUACGUUCUGGUGGAGUACGCCUCCAAAGGCAACCUUAGGGAGUACCUGCGGGCACGUCGGCCACCGGGCAUGGACUAUUCCUUUGAUACGUGUAAAAUUCCCGAAGAGCAGCUGACCUUCAAAGACCUCGUGUCCUGCGCCUACCAGGUGGCCCGAGGCAUGGAGUACCUUGCCUCGCAGAAGUGCAUCCACAGAGACCUGGCAGCCAGGAACGUCCUUGUGACCGAGGACAACGUGAUGAAGAUUGCUGACUUUGGUCUGGCCAGAGAUGUGCACAAUAUAGACUACUACAAAAAGACCACAAAUGGCCGUCUGCCCGUGAAAUGGAUGGCUCCAGAGGCUCUCUUUGACCGCGUCUACACGCACCAGAGCGACGUGUGGUCCUACGGCGUCUUACUGUGGGAGAUCUUCACCCUGGGGGGCUCGCCCUACCCGGGCAUCCCCGUGGAGGAACUCUUUAAGCUGCUGAAGGAGGGACACCGCAUGGACAAGCCUGCUAACUGCACACACGAGCUGUACAUGAUCAUGAGGGAGUGCUGGCACGCGGUGCCAUCUCAGAGGCCAACCUUCAGGCAACUGGUAGAAGACCACGACCGGGUUUUAUCCAUGACCUCAACUGAUGAGUACCUGGACCUGUCGGUGCCAUUCGAGCAGUACUCGCCCACCUGCCAGGAUUCCAGCAGCACCUGCUCCUCGGGGGACGACUCCGUCUUCGCCCAUGACCCGCUUCCGGACGAGCCCUGUCUUCCCAAGCAGCUUCCCAGCAACGGCGUCAUUCGGACAUAAAGCCACAGCUGGAGGGAAGGCGGAACCCGAAUCGUCACCUUCAGUGAGUCCAGCAGGAAGGAAUCGAAUCUACAACUGGACGAAAUUUGAAGGAUUUUCACAAAGUCUAUUUUUGUAUUCAGGCCAGUCUUUUCUUAUGGACAAUCUGAGGGAGGGGAGGGGGAGGGGGGGGGACCAUUCUGUGCCUACUGGGAAAGAAGCUUCCGGAUGCUGGAGCAGGAAGCACAAAAUCUUUUGGUCUUGAGACUGUGCCAAAGGUUUAGGACGCUCUCCUGCCCGGAUAAAGUCACACCCGUCAUGGCAACGGUCUUCCAAAGUCCCUCAGCUGCCACUCGCGAGCGUCGUCGUCGCACGUGUGAGGUGACGAGCACACUUUAGAAAAGAAUCUAUUGUAAAUACAUACAGUACAUGCAAAUAUUAGUGUUUUAUUGUCAUUUACCUUCAUUUUUGUUUUUGGACGGAAGCAAUCUAGACGGCACUGUCAUGGAAAAUCACGAAAGGCCACGCUGAUAAAAGUUUAUAGAGUCGUUAAGGUGUAUAUUUGUAAAGAUAUUUAUAGAUGAACACGGCCGGGUCUGCUUAAUUAAGAAAAAAAGUGAUUGAAUUUCCAGUGUUGUAACUUAUUUUGCUGCAGACCUGCGCUGGCGCUGCUUCACGAUGACGUCCUGUAUGAGAGGGACACACUGAAAAGACGACAAAGGACACGGAUUAGGAAAAAGUCUGUGAGGAAAAAAAUUAAAAGUAAUUUUCUGAAAAGAAGAACAGAGAAAAAAAAAGUUAUAAAAGUCAUUUUUUACCAAAGAAGCAAUCAAAAAAUGCUUAUGGUGAGAAAGCAUUACAGUUUAGCAUAAAAAAGGCAGUUUUUUAAAAAUGGUUACUCAAAAAAGUGUUUUUUGUAUUAUUUAUAUUUUUAUGAGGAAAAAAAGUUAUUAAAAAAAGCCCUGAAAUUUGUAAAAUUACCAUAAAAAUUGCAAAAAUUUUAAAGUCGCAAGGAAAAAAGUAGGUAAAUUACAACAAGGAUAAAAAAGAAAAACGUUGUUGAAUUUCAAGAAAAAGUGUAAAAGAUAAAAUAUCUCAUAAUUAAAGGUGAAAAGUACAUAAACUACAAAAUAAAUCGGAAAAAGCUGUAAAGAAAAUCAAAAAAAUAGUGGUACUGAAAUUUACCAAAGUUACAGAAAGAAAAAUCUCACAAUGCUGGCUCUUUCUUCUGGUCGUCUUAUGUUAUCUUUUCAGUAUCUCCCUCGUCGUCGUGGUGGUGGUUAGCUUCUGUCUGGUGUGCUGACGGUUUGAAAUAACGAGCAGAAGUCAGAGCGUUCCACAAGACGAGAAGGCGGCCAUCUUACUUUUGCUGACGUGAAAGCUCAUGCUGGCCGAGCUGGCCGAGCUGGCCGAGCUGGCCGAGCUGGCCGAGCUGGCCGAGCUGGCCGAGCUGGCGUUGUGCUUUGCAAUAUGGAAGCGAUGUUCAUCAAGUCUUUGCUGGCCAAGAGACUUUUAUUAACCUGAGAGGCCUUUAAGUGGAGAACCCUCACGCAACACGAAAGUCCCAUCAUGCUUUGCACUCGAACAAAGCAAUAGCCAGCAGGUGGACCCUUGUUUGUUUAUUUGUGUGUGACGAAGCGUAACUGCGUAACUUCACACGUUGCUCUUCAGUAUUAAAAAGGACAUGAAGUUACUAUUAUUCAUAUUUCGUCAAAGUGCCAACUGAGUCUUAAAAGCCUGCUUUGCCUCUAAAAGUGCAGCAAAGCAUCAUGGGAUGACAAAAAGUGAAAAAACAAGAACAAAAAAAGAGAAAAGAAGUGGUGUUCACGCGCUGCGAAAAUUCCCAACAAGACUGUCUGAGUACUUAAUGAAUCGUACCCCCUUUUUUCGCAGAGUACUUUUAUUUAAUUCAUGCUGGGAGACUUAUGAAUCGCCAAAUAAUUCAAAUAAUAGUAUUAAAUCAACACGUUUUCCUGCAAAAAGCUGGCAAAUAAUUGGUUUUGAAUGUAGAAGAAGAAACGGAAUGAAAGGCACUUAAAGACGUGAAGAAGAAAGAUGUCAGGUUGCUUAUUUUUAUUUAUUCUUCCAUGCUGUGUCAAAGCUUUCCCUAUGGUGAGAGCAUUUUUAUUCAAGCUAACUGCUUUUGGGGGAUUUUUUUUUCUUUCUUUCAUUGUUUCUUAUUCAUCGACAGAAGAGCCAGAAGAUCACCUCACUCAUUGCUGCCCCCUAUCUGUCGUCACCUCACUCAAUGCUGCCCCCUAUCUGUCGUCACCUCACUCAUUGCUGCCCCCUAUCUGUCGUCACCUCACUCGAUGCUGCCCCCUAUCUGUCGUCCACUGCUGCAACAUCUUCCAGGCUGGCUCAAACUCAUUUGUUGUCUGGCGCUUUCGAACUGGAUGUGUUGUUUUCCGCGUGUGCGUGACGUUGUUAGUGCAUGUUCCGGAAUGCUUGUGAACGAUUUCAAAAAAAAACAACAACUGUGAGUGAAUUUGUACGAAUUGUCGUUAUUGUCACGUUUUUCAUCCUAAAUACGCAAUUUGACUACAGAGCAGGCGUACCAUAGCAUUGCAGUAUAAAAUAUUUACUAUUUUUUGUGAAAAAAUUGAGCGCAACGUUUGGGUGAUGAACACUUUUCAAAAACGACUCCGAACAUUUACGACAUACGUAGUUUAUUGUUGCUUUUGACUUUUUAUUUGUCUUCUUCAUGCAUUGAAUUGUCUUCUCUUCAUCAGAUUAAUUUAUAGUUUGAAACGUGCUUGCUGAUGUACAUAAGAGACAUAGACUUUGUUUUUUGUUUUUUUUUAGAGUUUUAUGCUAUUUCUUCUUUUUAUUUUGCAUUCCACUUCAGGUGUUUUACAAUAGUCACAUAAUUUAUUUGAUUUCCCUCAUCUGUCUAACAUAGAAAAGCGGAACUAAUCGUUUGUUUCAUAACAUGUCGCUUGUGAUGAUGAUGAUGAUGAUGAUGAUGAUGAUGAUGGAGGCUCCGGAACAUUCCACCACGUUCACGUUCCCACUCCGAAAACAAUGUCACGCAUCUUCUUCUCUCGCCGUGCCUGACGAACUAUGCUGUUUUCAAUAAACAUCUUAUAUGUUGUAA
Molecule: messenger RNA, 5981 nt
Organism: Doryrhamphus excisus (bluestripe pipefish)
Lineage: Eukaryota; Metazoa; Chordata; Actinopteri; Syngnathiformes; Syngnathidae
Gene: fgfr3
Product: fibroblast growth factor receptor 3
Biological process (GO): positive regulation of cell population proliferation; multicellular organism development; fibroblast growth factor receptor signaling pathway
Cellular component (GO): signaling receptor complex; plasma membrane
Molecular function (GO): fibroblast growth factor binding; ATP binding; fibroblast growth factor receptor activity
Source: RefSeq, a predicted model, not a curated record